Molecule: messenger RNA, 762 nt
Organism: Nicotiana attenuata
Lineage: Eukaryota; Viridiplantae; Streptophyta; Magnoliopsida; Solanales; Solanaceae
Product: probable steroid-binding protein 3
Exons: 1
Coding region: 92-394 (100 amino acids)
Cellular component (GO): endomembrane system; membrane
Source: RefSeq, a predicted model, not a curated record
AACGGAACAAACCAUCACAUCACUCCCACUCCACCACAUCUACCCAUUAAUUAACACAUCCCAUUUGAUUCCAAAAAUCACCGAGAAAAGCAUGGAGCUAACAGCACAACAGCUCAAGGCAUACGACGGCACAGAUCCAUCAAAGCCAAUCUACGUGGCAAUCAAAGGCCGUAUCUUUGACGUCACCACCGGCAAUUCCUUCUAUGGUCCCGGCGGCGCCUACUGUAUGUUCGCCGGAAAAGAUGCAAGCAGAGCACUCGCAAAGAUGAGUAAGAAUGAAGAGGACGUUACCCCGUCACUCGAUGGCCUUUCUGAGAAAGAAAUGGGGGUUCUCAAUGAUUGGGAGAAGAAAUUCGAAGCUAAGUACCCAAUCGUUGGAACUGUUAUUUCUUAAUCUAAAUCAAGUGGGUUUGGGGAUCUGGAGCUUUUGAUGCAAUUAUGAAUAAAUAUAGGGUUUCCUUAGGAUGGUAUUGCGUAUUUCUCAUGGGUCUGUUUGUGUAAUAGACAAAAUUAACUUGUGACUUUUGUGCAAUUACGAAUAAAUCUAAGGCUUUACUCUCGUUUUUCUUGUGGGUCUGUUUGUGUAUGAUUGAUGUAUAUGCUGUUUGGGAUUUGGAAAGUGGGAUGCACAGUUUUGUAGCAAUUCGUAUCUGAAUUGCAACUGAUUUAGCACGCGGUACAACAGUGUUUUGCGCUGAUGAAAAGACCGUUUAGUGGUGGCAUGGGUUCUAUAGGACGUGUGCUUUCCCUUACUUUCUUUAA